Messenger RNA from Manis pentadactyla (Chinese pangolin), 872 nucleotides. RefSeq names its product mitochondrial matrix import factor 23 (gene MIX23). The record is from RefSeq and is a predicted model, not a curated record. Gene Ontology annotation, cellular component: mitochondrial intermembrane space; mitochondrion. The transcript has 5 exons. The coding region runs from base 261 to 629 and encodes 122 amino acids. NCBI's taxonomy places the organism in Eukaryota, Metazoa, Chordata, Mammalia, Pholidota, Manidae.
UUGUCCCUGGACCCUGUUCCUUCUCUGGUCUGGGAGGGAGUGCGGACCAGUUGUGGAUGAAGCGGGCACUUCAAGGCUCCAUUUUCGAGCCAUUGGAGGUCAUGGGGGCGCAGGCGUGGCCUUAGGGAGCAAGGCUCUUAGUGGGGGUCACGGUGCCCCCGCCGUUGCCGCCGCUGCCCGGGCCGUGAGUACCCGCACCGGGAAAGUCGGGUGUCCCUGCGGUGGCGAACCCGAGCUCGGGCCUGGAAUUACUCAAGGUGAUGAGGACGAUUGAUGACAGAAUAGUACAUGAAUUAAACACUACGGUUCCAACAGCUUCCUUUGCAGGGAAAAUUGAUGCCAGCCAAACCUGUAAACAACUUUAUGAGUCUUUGAUGGAGGCUCAUGCCAGUAGGGACAGAGUCAUAAAAAAUUGUAUAGCUCAGACCUCAUCAGUAGUAAAACACCUCCGAGAAGAGAGAGAAAAGAAUUUGGAUGAUUUAACGUUAUUAAAGCAACUUAGAAAAGAACAGACAAAGUUGAAAUGGAUGCAGUCAGAACUGAAUGUUGAAGAAGUGGUAAAUGACAGGAGCUGGAAGGUGUUUAAUGAACGCUGCCGAAUUCACUUCAAGCCUCCAAAGAAUGAAUAAAAAGAUUAAUUUUUUUUAAAAGGACUGGGACAUCUCGUAAGAGCUAAGCAUGACAGAUAUCAACAAGGCGGGCUUCCUAGGAUGAUUUCUGAGCCAACAGUCCAAGACCUUUUGUUGAUUUCAGCCCAACUUAGCCAAGACCUCAAAUAUAAAUAAUUCUGAUAAUUAUGGAGAAAUCAACUGCUGUUUUAUACUGAUUCUAUAAAAAAAAAAUGUUUUAUAACUAUUAAAAUAAUUUUCUGA